Molecule: messenger RNA, 1312 nt
Organism: Beta vulgaris subsp. vulgaris (sugar beet)
Lineage: Eukaryota; Viridiplantae; Streptophyta; Magnoliopsida; Caryophyllales; Amaranthaceae
Product: PHD finger protein ING1
Exons: 7
Coding region: 287-1006 (239 amino acids)
Cellular component (GO): nucleus
Source: RefSeq, a predicted model, not a curated record
AUUAGUUAAACGAGAAUCCUUUCAGAAAAAUCAAAAUUAACCUAGAAACCCUAAUCCUUCCGAUUCCCUUCCAUCAAAAAUCAAAUUUAACCUAGUAACCCAAAAAUUUUACCCGCCAUAAAUCUGAACUUCGAGGUUGGAUAGAUCACGUGAGUAUCAGUGGCGGGAAGAAACCCUAAAUCCUAAUCUUUCCGAUGACGUCUUUUCUCGACGAAUUUCAAGCCAGUAAGUUUCGCUCUCUUCUUAGUUUUUCUUUUCAAUCGAAACGUUUCUAUUUCGUGUACGUAUGAACCCUAAUUCUUUUCUCGACGAAUUUCAAGCUAAUCUUGAGUUGCUUCCAAAUAUUCUGCAAAAGAAGUAUGCAUUGCUACGUGAUCUUGACAAAAGUUUACAAGAUAUCCUGCGGCAGAAUGGACAGCGCUUUGAGCAAGAAUUAGACAAUAUCAAGCAGGGGUUGCUCUCUGGUUCUGUUACACCAGAGCCUUCUCGCAUCAGAUUCUCAGAUGAAGCACUUGAUGAGCAGAAGCACAGCAUCAGGAUUGCUGAUGAAAAGGUUGCUUUAGCUAUCCAGGCAUAUGAUUUGGUGGAUACACACAUUCAACAGCUUGACCAAUAUCUAAAGACAUCUGAAGAGGAGAGUCGACGUGAGAAAGAACUUGCAUCUGCUGCUGCUUCAUCUGAUGCAAAUGUUGAUGGUAGCUCAAAAUCUGGGAGGGGCAGUGAAGGUGGAAGGGGGGGACGUAAAAAAACUCGUCUUGCAGCAUCAGCAGCUUCCACAGCUCCUGCAAAUCCACCAAGCAUGGACUUGGAUGUACCAGUUGAUCCCAAUGAGCCCACUUAUUGUCUCUGUAAUCAAGUCAGCUAUGGUGAAAUGGUUGCUUGUGAUCAUCCUGAUUGCAGGAUCGAAUGGUUCCAUUUUGGGUGUGUUGGUUUGAAAGAGAAGCCAAAGGGGAAAUGGUACUGUUCUGAUUGUGCCGGAAAGCAGAAACGCCGUAAAGGUAAAUAGUUGCUGCAUUACACCAAAAAAACAUGUGAACCCAGCAUCAAUGGUCAUCAUAAGUGAUGAGAAACAGCAGAUCUUAUUUAAGGGAUCUUGUACAGCUGUACUGGCUGAUUAACUUGUAGGCUUAGCUUUUAGUUCAGGUAUACUGGAAAUCCUCUUCCCUACUCUCUAUAGCUGCAAUAGGCGAUUCGUAUUAAUCUUAUGAAUGCUUAAAAUCUUAUUCUGUAAUAAUUUGUAUCUUGACCCCCUUAUGUAAUCCUAAUCUUGGUGGUUGUCACCUUGCUUUAGUGUAUAAAUUUUUUCUUCCAA